CUGUGUUUUCAAGUGUUCAGCCGGAUUCUUCCCACCAUCAACAUGUCUCCAAGAUGUCAGAUUGCCAUUUUUGUCGUUCUCUACUGCAUCAUGCUGGGUCUGGUCAGUCCGACUCCAGCUGCCCAAGACUCUCAAAAGGCCAAGAUGUGUUGUACAACAUUCAACAGGAAGCCAAUACCUUUCCGGCGUAUUACGGGCUACAGAGAAAUAACUUCUAAGGAAAUCUGUCGCAAGGAGGCGAUCAUUUUCUCUACCAUAAGAAAACAAGAGAUAUGUACAACACAGAGGGACCAGUGGGUGAGGAACCUUAUGGUUUUACUCAGUUUGAAACUGGAAAGGUUGGCCAAACUCAGACAGGCCCCCCCCUUCAUUUAAUCAUGGAAGUGGAUCUUUCUUCAACACCACUCAAACCAUCGCGGACAGCACUGAAGGUUUCUAUGAGUAAAAAAACAAGCUGUUUGUCCAAUAGACAUGGACAGUAUUCAAAGAAUUAAACCUGCUGUGAUUUAGUCAGGUGUAAUCUCUGAAAAAGAAAUGCUUAUUUUAAUUACUUGCCUAAACAUACACAGCUUCAGACCAAUACUCAAGUAUAUAACAAGUAUCCUAUAAACAAAUAAUCAUGACUUAGGGGGGACCUGGAAGAACAGUAUACAGGCCACAGAUGUGUCAAUAAACAUUUGACAUAAUAAUAACAUGAUCCUUUUUGAUUUUUGUUUAUCGUUGUUUUUAAUUACUCAUGUUUUUAUUCUGCUGCUUGAUCAAAUUAAUAUGCAAAACAUGUAAUAAAUAAUCCUCAUUAACAAUAAAGUGAAUUCAUAAUCCUCCAA
This is a messenger RNA of Labrus bergylta (ballan wrasse), 827 nucleotides long. RefSeq names its product eotaxin. Gene Ontology annotation, molecular function: chemokine activity. Gene Ontology annotation, biological process: immune response. NCBI's taxonomy places the organism in Eukaryota, Metazoa, Chordata, Actinopteri, Labriformes, Labridae. Gene Ontology annotation, cellular component: extracellular region. The record is from RefSeq and is a predicted model, not a curated record.